UACAAUAAUUCACUCGAUUAUAAAAUUUACCAAGCUUGUAAUUGUGAUUCACUGGUCGUUAUUACAACUAAACAAUCAGAAUUCCUAAAUAUUUGCCUAAUCAUAUUCAAAAUAUUAAACAAUAAUGGAUAACGAUAGUUACAUUAGUGACGUACAAAGUAAAAUAAAGAAACUCGAAGGACAGCUCAACUUUACACCAGUAAAUACCAUACCAAAAACAACAAUCCAAUCAAUAACAAUCCAUAAUCAAGAAAAUAAAAAGCCUGCAAUCUAUUCGAUUGAUGACAGUACAGCAAAACGCCUUGCCCAUAUACAAGACAUUUGUUUUUGUAUUUUAUUUGAAGUGGAUCCUGAAGCUGGCACAAAAUUGAAAAAAGAAAUCGAGAAUAAACGAAAAGAAAAACUUAAAUAUGAAGAAUUUAUUACGAAUUUUGAAAAAAUAUCCGAAGUAAGAAGAACAAUCAGUGAUUAUGAUUACAAGAAGCAGAUUCAAAUUCAGCUGGAUGAAGAAUUGGCCAAACGAUUACAAAAUGAGGAAAAUAAGGUUGUCAAUUAUACUGCUAAUGUGAAUCCAUUUCAACCAACAUCAACAAUCGACCAAUCGGAAUUGGCCAAACAAUUACAAAAUGAAGAAAAUAAAUUUGACAAUAAUACUGCUAAUGUGAAUACUUUUGAACCAACAACAACAAUUGUUACAGAAAAUUCAACAGCAACAUUUUCAAGGAGGAAAAAAGAAUUGCCACCACUUGCUAGUAUGAAACACGCAGACUUGAUGAAGAUGAUCAAUGAUCCAAGCAUUGAUGUUGAUAUAAUGAAGCUUUGUUUAAGUGAAAUUGAACGUCGUUUGCGCGUUUAUCAAGAAUUCAAAGCAAAUAAUUCCACCAACUAACUAAAACAAACUAAAAACCUUUUAAAUGAUUACGUGGUCAAUAUGUAUUUUGUUAAAUAAACUUAUAUAAACAGCAA
Molecule: messenger RNA, 966 nt
Organism: Dalotia coriaria
Lineage: Eukaryota; Metazoa; Arthropoda; Insecta; Coleoptera; Staphylinidae
Exons: 4
Coding region: 125-889 (254 amino acids)
Source: RefSeq, a predicted model, not a curated record